Cannabis sativa is the source of this 2553-nucleotide messenger RNA. RefSeq lists its product as uncharacterized. NCBI's taxonomy places the organism in Eukaryota, Viridiplantae, Streptophyta, Magnoliopsida, Rosales, Cannabaceae. The record is from RefSeq and is a predicted model, not a curated record. The transcript has 5 exons. The coding region runs from base 1 to 2553 and encodes 850 amino acids. Gene Ontology annotation, molecular function: nucleic acid binding. Gene Ontology annotation, biological process: DNA integration.
AUGGACAUUGGUACCCAAACAACUGGCAUGCACAUUAUUGAUAAUAAAUGGGUUCAUAAGAUCAAAUUAAAUGCAGAUGGAUCACUCGACAGGUUCAAAUCGAGAUUGGUGGCAAAAGGAUAUUUCCAGGCUCUUGGAAUUGAUUAUGAGGAGACCUUCUCUCUUGUGGUUAAACCUGUUACAGUGCGUACUUUAUUAUCUUUGGUUGUUAAUUCACAUUGGAAAGUAACUCAGCUUGAUGUUAGCAAUGCCUUUCUCAAUGGAUUGCUAACUGAAACUGUGUUCAUGCAUCAGCCACCAGGCUUUAUUGAUCAAUCAAAACCUUACCAUGUAUGUCUUCUUCACAAGGCCCUUUAUGGUCUUAAACAGGCUCCUAGAGCCUGGAAUGACAAGCUAAGAACUAGUCUUAUUCAAUGGGGUUUCACUAGUUCAAAAUCUGAUGCAUCCUUGUUUGUUCAGGGUUCGGGAGACCGACUUAUUAUACUCCUUGUUUAUGUUGAUGACAUACUUGUCACAGGUACAAACAAGAACCUUAUUACACGAUUAAUUACUGAUCUCAACAAGGAGUUCUCUCUCAAAGAUCUAGGUGAUGUACACUAUUUUCUUGGAGUUGAAAUAUUCAGAGAUAGCAGGGGCAUGUUCUUGUCUCAGACCAAAUACAUUACUGAUCUAUUAGUUAAGGAUCCCACUCUUUACAGAAGUACUGUAGGAGCUCUGCAAUAUCUCUCCUUGACAAGACCUGAUGUGGCUUUUAUGAUAAACAAACUUAGCCAAUUCCUCAAAGCUCCUACUGUGUCACACUGGGAAGCUUGUAAACGAUUACUCAGGUACCUUAAAGAAACAAUUUCAGAUGGUUUAUUGCUCAAACCAACCAAAGUCUUGGCCUUGCAAAGCUACUUCGAUGCUGACUCGGCUAGUUGUAUAGAUGAUGGAAAAUCCACGGGAGGCUAUGUUGUGUUCAUUGGUGACUACUUAAUCUCAUGGUCAGCUAAGAAACAAAGUGUUGUGGCACGUUCCAGUACUGAGAGCGAGUUUUGUGCUCUAUUCAACACUGCAGCAGAAUUAAAAUGGAUUGUUUCAUUACUCACUGAGCUGCAAGUUCGCUUGCCCCACUGCCCUAUUAUUUGGGUUGAUAACCAGAGUGCGUCUACCUUAGCCGCUAACCCAAAUUUUCAUGCUCGCUCAAAACAUAUAGAGAUCGAAUUACCCUUUGUCAGGGAUCAGAUAUUGGCCAAAAGUCUAUCAGUUCAAUAUGUUCCCAGUCAUGACCAAGUGGCUGAUAUGAAGAAAAGAGCAGGCUUGGCAGAGAAGGAGGCAGAGGAUUUCUCUGAAGGUACAGACGACAUGUUGAGGUAUAAGGGAAGAGUGUGUGUAGCCAACGACGUAGAGCUUAAAAGAAAGAUCAUGCGGGAAGCACACACUACACCCUACUCAAUGCAUCCAGGGUCAACCAAAAUGUACAAUGACUUAAAAACCUUGUAUUGGUGGCCAGGGAUGAAGAAGGACGUAGUUGAAUUUGUAGCUAGAUGCCUCACAUGUCAACAAGUUAAGGCUGAACAUCAGAGACCAGUAGGGAUGUUGCAACCCCUAGACAUCCCAGAAUGGAAGUGGGAGGAUAUAGCCAUGGAUUUUGUGAUAGGACUACCCCGAACAACCAAGCAACACGACUCAGUUUCGUACGCUGACUUGUACGUACAAGAGAUAUUAAGGUUGCAUGGAGUUCCAAAGACGAUAGUCUCUGAUAGAGGUUCAGUAUUCACCUCCAAGUUCUGGGAAAGUUUACAUAAGGCAAUGGGGACGCGAUUGAAAUUAAGGACAGCAUUUCAUCCCCAAACAGAUGGACAAUCUGAACGCACCAUCCAAAUACUCGAGGAUAUGCUUCGAGCGUGUGCACUAGACUUCACUGGCUCGUGGAGCAAGUAUUUACCCCUAAUGGAGUUCUCUUACAAUAAUAGUUAUCAAGCCAAAGUCGGAAUGGCACCAUAUGAGAUGUUGUAUGGACGAAAAUGUCCAGAAGCAGUAAGAGAAGUUUCAGAAGCAGUUGAAAGGAUACGGAAAAGGAUGCUCACCGCCCAAAGUAGACAGAAAAGUUAUGCAGAUCUGAAAAGACGGGAGGUUGAGUUUUCUGUAAGGGACUUAGUGUUCUUGAAGGUAUCACCUAUGAAGGGGAUUAUGCGUUUCGGAAAAAGGGGAAAGUUAAGCCCAAGAUUUAUAGGUCCUUUUGAGAUACUGGACAGAGUUGGUCAGGUAGCUUACCGUUUGGCCCUACCGCCAACAUUAGCAGAAACGCAUAAUGUUUUCCACAUUUCCAAGUUACGUAAGUAUGUACCUGAUUCAACACAUGUACUUAAGUACGAGAACUUGAACUUGCAGCAGAACAUGAGCUUUACGGCACGCCUUGUGCGCGUGAUAGAAAAAGGAAUAAAGGUCUUACAAAAUAAGACUAUACCCUUAGUCAAAAUCCUGUGGAGUGAUAGUUCUGAUAGAGAAGCGACAUGGGAGUUGGAGAAGGACAUGGAGAAUCAGUACCCCGAGUUAUUCUCUAGUAAGUAA